Messenger RNA from Manis pentadactyla (Chinese pangolin), 3078 nucleotides. RefSeq names its product lactoperoxidase (gene LPO). Gene Ontology annotation, molecular function: heme binding; thiocyanate peroxidase activity. The coding region runs from base 361 to 2499 and encodes 712 amino acids. Gene Ontology annotation, biological process: response to oxidative stress. Lineage: Eukaryota; Metazoa; Chordata; Mammalia; Pholidota; Manidae. The transcript is spliced from 14 exons. The record is from RefSeq and is a predicted model, not a curated record.
CAUGCAUCUGCCUGCAGUCACAGGGUGUUUCCUGCUGAACCUGCGUGUCUCCUCCAAGCCACACCAGUCCCUCAAAACCUUUCCUUUUGGGCCUUUCCCAGAAAUAAAUUAUUGGAGGAAAGUAUAAAAGACCAGUUCUUCCAAGCAGAGCAACUCCCCUGGCUGCUACAGGAGGCCAAGGCGCUUGGCAGGUAGACUUCUGCUGGCUCAAUACUCUCCUGGAGUCACAAAGAGAAGGACUGUGGUUCUCCUCGGGGCCAUAGAGGUACCAGGACAGGAGCCCACUGAGCGUUCAAGCCACUUGAGAACUCCCCUUAGGGAAAAAAGCAAAGCGCCCGGGAGAAUCUUGGCCAGAGAGCCAUGAAGGACCUUCUCCAUCUCCAAACCUUUUUACUUUCCCUGACCUUGCUCCAGGCUGCAGUGUCUGCCACAAAGGGGCAGAUCACCAGCCCUGCUACCAUCACUGAUACUGUGAGUCAAGUCAAGGUCCUAGUCAACAAGGCCUUCCUGGAAUCCCGGACCAGGCUGAAGGCUGCCAUGACCUCCGAGGUGCCCACCCCCCGACAGCUUGCAGAAUACUUCAAGCAUGCCAAAGGCCGAGCGCGUACAGCCAUCCGCAGUGGGCAGGUGUGGGAGGACUCCUUUAAGAGGCUGAGGCAGAAAGACACUUUGACAAAUGUCACAGAGCUCAGCCUAGACUUGACUGCACUCUACUGGGAGGUGGGCUGCGGUGUCCCUGUUCCUGCGGCGGGGUGCGACCAGAACAGCCCUUACCGCACCAUUACUGGAGACUGUAACAACCGGAGGAACCCCGCGCUGGGCGCCGCCAACAGGGCGCUGGUGCGCUGGCUGCCGGCCGAGUACGAGGACGGGCUCUCCCUGCCUUUCGGGUGGACGCCGGGCAAGACGCGGAACGGCUUCCCUCUCCCGCUGGCCCGUGAGGUGUCCAACCAGAUUGCAGGCUACCGAAAUGAAGAGGGUGUUCUGGACCAAAACAGGUCCCUGCUCUUCAUGCAGUGGGGUCAAAUUGUGGACCAUGACCUGGACUUUGUCCCUGACACCGAGAUGGGCAGCAGCGAGCACUCCAAAGAGCAGUGUGACGAGUACUGUAUCCAGGGAGGCAACUGUUUCCCCAUCAUGCUACCACCCAAUGACCCCAAGUUGAAGACUCAAGGGAAGUGCAUGCCUUUUUUCCGAGCCGGGUUUGUCUGCCCCACUCCACCUUACCAGUCCCUGGCCCGAGAGCAGAUCAAUGCCCUGAACUCCUUCCUGGAUGCCAGCUUAGUGUACGGCACCGAGCCCAGCCUAGCCAGUCAGCUGCGCAACCUCAGCAGCCCCCUGGGCCUCAUGGCUGUCAACCAGGAAGUCUGGGACCAUGGGCUGGCCUUCCUGCCCUUUGAGCGGAAGAAACCAAGCCCCUGCGAGGUCAUCAACACCACCGCCCGUGUGCCCUGCUUCCUGGCGGGAGAUCCCCGAGCCUCCGAGCAGAUCCUCCUGGCUACUUCCCACACCCUCCUUCUCCGAGAGCACAACCGGCUGGCCAGAGAACUAAAGAGACUCAGCCCUCAGUGGGAUGGAGAAAAGCUCUACCAGGAAGCCCGGAAAAUCCUGGGAGCCUUCAUGCAGAUUAUCACCUUUAGGGACUACCUACCCAUUGUGCUAGGUGCUGAGAUGCAGAAGUGGAUCCCUCCCUACCAAGGCUACAAUGAAUCUGUGGAUCCUCGAGUUUCCAAUGUCUUCACCUUUGCCUUACGCUUUGGCCACUUGGAGGUCCCUUCUGUGUUUUCCCUCCUGGAUGAGAAUUAUCAGCCAUGGGGGCCAGAACCUGACCUCCCUCUGCACACCCUCUUCUUCAACACCUGGAGGAUGGUCAAAGAUGGUGGAAUUGACCGUCUGGUGCGGGGCCUGCUGGCCAAGAAGUCCAAGCUGAUGAAACAGAAUAAAAUGAUGACAGGAGAACUGCGCAACAAGCUUUUCCAGCCCACGCAGAAGAUCCAUGGCUUUGACCUGGCCGCCAUCAACAUACAGCGCUGCCGGGACAAUGGGAUGCCUGGGUACAACUCCUGGAGAGGCUUCUGUGACCUCUCACAGCCCCAGACACUGGCGGAGCUGGGCGCUGUGCUGCGGAACAAGAUGCUGGCUGAGAAGUUCCUGGAUCUCUAUGGGACCCCUGACAACAUUGACAUCUGGAUAGGGGCCACUGCUGAGCCCCUGGUGGAAAGGGGUCGGGUGGGGUCUCUCCUGGCCUGCCUUCUGGGGAAGCAGUUCCAGCAGAUCCGUGAUGGAGACAGGUUCUGGUGGGAGAACCCUGGGGUCUUCACAGAGAAGCAGCGGGACUCUCUGCAGAAAAUGUCCUUCUCACGCCUUGUUUGUGACAACACCCACAUCACCAAGGUCCCACUGGACCCAUUCCAGGCCAACAGCUACCCCCGAGGCUUUGUGGAUUGCUCAGACAUUGAUAAGCUGGACCUUUCUCCCUGGGCCUCAGUGGAGAAUUAGGGGCCUGGACUCCACAGCCUCCCACUCUGGGCAGUAGAGCUCCCUUUGGUGCAUGACGCCAUUUAAAGCAAGUUCAGUGCCCGGACCCAUUAGAGCUCCACCCCGCAGGCCCAGUACUCUUCACCCAGGUUUCUCUACACUCAGCAGGGCCAUACUUCACUCAAGCCCAAGGCCAGCCGCCUCAGCCUUUCCAAAUCUUCCACUUGAAUCCCACUGCUCCCACCCUGUCCCCUCUGCUUGUGGAAGUCCCCCUUUCUGGCAUAGCAUAGGCCCUCUGAGAUGCCCUUCAAGUCUAGCUUGCCAGACGUCACCCAUCGUCUCCCUGGAACAAGUCUUGGCUAAGGCUGUAGGCUCUGCAUGCUUAUCUUUCCUCCCUUCCUUUCAAACUGGACUGUAAGCUCCUUGAAACAAGAUGUCUGUCUGCCUUCACGUGUCUACUGUGUCACCCAGCAUAGUGCUGGGCACACAGUGAGUGCCCAGUAACACCUGAUGAUUGACUAAAGAUGCUGGCAAUGGCACUGUGCCCUUCCAGAAGGCAGGCCUUGGAAUCACCACCAAAUAAACUAGAUGUUUAUGGUC